AUGCUGUGGAUGCUGGCAGGCUACGGGGUGCCACUGGGAGUUCAGGAAGCCAAUGUCAGUCUUUUGGGUGGAACCAUCGCUUGGGAUACCGGCAUGGCUGGCAUCUUGGACAACUUCACAUUUGUUUCUUCUGUGAUUUGGGGGAAGUUUCCUGCAAAGAGCUGCCGUGAUGUGAUGGGAGGACAGUAUCGAAUCUGUUGGUGUGGUCAAGAUGUCCAGUGCUCCUCAGCAGAAGAUUUUACCGUGGAUGCUGGGAAUUUGUUUAUCGUUGGCCCGGCCCCCCUUCAACAGCAUCGAACUUGCAUUGCGGGCUUAAGCUGCUCGGUGGAUGGCAUCACCGGCUUUGGUCUGGAUUCAGAAGAUACUUACCUGCUGCGGGACAGUUGCCAAGCCUUAACUGCACCUCCCGAUGGGCUCCCAGAUGCUGGUCUUGCAACGCUUGCAACUCUUGCAACCAUGUCGGCAGUUGACGGAUCAUCAAGCGGCACCGUCCAAUGGGGGGCUGCUGACCGGCAAUUGACGGCGCAGGGCGGAGUUUAUGCCCUGUGUUGGUGCGCUGCUCUUCCAGAGGCAGCAUCCAAUAGAUCCAACAAAUCAGCGUGUUCCCAGACGGCUUCUUUUGUGCAGUUUGGGUCCUUGACGUUAGUCGGGCCCAAGCCCCGAGAUCAGUCCAGAACAUGCUACAGUGGGCACCGCUGCGUCCUGAGCGGACUUACUGGCUUGCAGCUGCCGGACACAAGUCAGGUGAGGAUCCAGGACAGCUGCGGAGAGAAGAACCGCAUCCAGGGAUGGCCCGAUGACUUUCAGUUGCUGCUGCCGUCAGCUAACACUAGCACCAAAAGCAUGUCUGUGAGCUGGGGCGCAGUCUCGGCCGCAGGGGCAACGUACCGGCUCUGCUGGUGUUUCGACCAUGCUUGUGACUCUGUGGGCGCAUGGAUUGACUUCGGCACGUUGCACUUGGUUGGCCCACAGCCCUUACUGCAGCAUCGGACCUGCGUAACAGGCCAGCUUUGCAGUUUAGACGGGCUAACAGCCUAUGGCUUUCCAGCUUCGAGCCAUUCGAACCACGUGAUGAUUCUGGAAACCUGUGGAACUAAUUCAACCGGAUGGCGAGCCAGUGAUGCAGUCCAGGUGCUGGUAAACGAUAGCAAUGCAUCAUUUCAAUUGACGCAGCCAGGAGGCACCUACCGUAUGUGUUGGUGCUCCCAAGCAGACCAUCUCUUGCUAUCAAAUGCCAGCUCGGGCGUUUGCAGCUUGAGCAGUGAUUUCCAUGUUGACAUGGGUGCACUGCUGGUGAUGGGUGUGGCACCGCUUUCACAGCAUCGUACAUGCAUAUCAGGAGUGACAUGCUCGUUCCAUGUGGAUGGGCUCUGGCUUGGCACGGGGGAUGUAGUGUCUGUGUUCGACACCUGUGGAUUAGGAGCUUCCAAGUUUUCUGCCGGCUUGACUGCUUUGUGGGAUAACAGUGGUAACAGCACAGGCAACUCAGGCAACAGGAGCAACAGGAGCAAGGACAGUGAGGCCGUCUCUGGAGCUAUCCUACGUCACGGCCCCACCAUCGGCCUGAGUGGUGGCCUGUACCGCUUAUGCUGGUGUCAGGGCUCUGCGCUCGAUUGCAUUGGCGGAUGGGAUUUCAGUGCAGAUUUUGGCUCGCUGACAGUAAUCGGGCCGACUCCGAAGCAGAUGAGAACCUGUGUGGCUGGUCAGACCUGCGUUUUUGAUGGCAUCAGAGGCCAGGACUUAAGUCCGGCGGCCAGCUUUGCCGUCUUGGACACUUGCGGCACAAGCAGCAGUGCUCCGUUUAUGCCUAACGUGCUCGUUCACGAUGGGGACGCUGUCCCACUGAGCAGCUUUACAAUGCACCAGUUCGCAAGGGCGCCAGCCACCGGCGGGCAGUAUAGUCUGUGCUGGUGCCCACGACCAGACCCUGAAAACGCAUCCAUGUCCAACUUCAGCCAGUCCCAGCCAUGCUUGCUCGAAGACCACACUGUGUCUGCAGGCACCCUUCAUGUGAUUGGGCCUUCUCCGUUGCAAGCGAGUCGUACGUGUAUCAGCGGGAAAGCUUGCUCAAUUCGUGGCUUGACAGGCGCCGGGGCUUAUCACUUGACGCCUGGGGAUCAACUUCUCUUGCUUGACACGUGCGGAGCUGUGGACAGCUUGCUUACGCGAGCUGUGAGACAGCCCAUGUCCGCCCAGAUGGCCCUGGUUUUCAGCAGUGGUGUGAUCUUCUCGUGGCCGGACACGGCAGUAAACGGCACGAACUCAACACUGACCACGCCAUCAACUGCUGGUGGGACCUAUCGCAUGUGUUGGUGUGCUGCUGGCUUUGCAUGCAGCGCAGCUGACCAAUUUCGCGUUGACGUGGGGGAGUUGUUGAUCCUCGGUCCUACACCUCUUGCACAAGACCGGACAUGUAUCAGUGGGCGCCGUUGCAACAUAGAGGGUCUGCAGAUGUAUCCACCGACGAGCCAGAGCAACUCUUCUCAGCUGAACACAUCGCUCGUCCCCAUCAUGGUGCUGGACACUUGUGGGAAAAUCUCCUUGCCAGCAAGGCUAGCACCAGCAUCCAGUUUCAUGGACGGAGGCAACCUUCUUCUAAGUGAGCAUGUCAGCUCCGCCGGCGGCAUUUACCGGCUUUGCUGGUGUGGCCUGCCGCCAUGCGAGAAAGCAAGUGAUUUUGAAGUUGAUGCUGGACAGCUGUUGCUUUUGGGCCCGAGUCCGCUACAGCAGCAGAUGACUUGUGUCAGUGGCCAGAGCUGCACCUUACACUUCAGCUCCUCCUCUAUGACGGCAAUUGAGAUGUCGACGCAAGCUAGUGCCUACAUUUAUCACGUCUGCCCCCCGACAGCACAGGUGACGCCCACUGCAGUUGCAGGAGCUGAGACUAUCAUGCGCCAAUCCGUCCCUGCAGUUCUUACAGCUGCGGGCGGUCUAUAUCGGAUGUGCUGGUGUAGCGCGAUGGAUGGAAAUGCGUGUGCUCCAAGCGAGCACACCGUGGAUGUGGGGCAGUUGAUGUUGAUUGGACCAUUGCACUCGCAGACUCGGACAUGUGUUGGGGGCCUGGCCUGCCAAUUCCAUGACUUUGAUGGACUCUUCCUGCAGCCUCAGGACAAAAUGAUGCUACUGGACACUUGUGGCCAGACCUCAUACCUGAAUGAAGCAGCUUUCCUUCAACCUCCAGGUGCCCAGCUGAACGACACAAACACUUCUGCACCCGCUAUCUCGGCCAUGUCCUCCUUGUUGCACAUCACAGGAAGAGGUGGUGAGUACCGACUUUGCUGGUGUUCGUCCAUCUUUGCCUGCAUCCUGCCGGAGCACUUCAAGGUUGAUCUUGGCCAGCUGUACUUGUUGGCGCCCUCCUCGGCAGGAAUGACCUGCACGAGUGGACAGCUUUGUCAGCUUGAGGAGGUCUUCCUCGGCUCCGAAAGCGAUUCAAUCUUGAUUUUGGAGACGUGCGGUCGGGCCAGUGCUGUUGAAGGCAUUGGCGACUCUGUCUGGAGCAGCACCAGUUCGAACAUGCUAAUCUCCAGCGCCGGUGGCAUGUAUCGAAUCUGUUGGUGUGCUGGUGGAAAUGGUGGAAACUUAUCCUCGCCAGCCUCCUGCUCCCUUCCAGACUCCUUUGCCACAGACCUUGGGUUCUUGAUGGUGAUUGGGCCAUCUCCAUUGGAGCAGUCCCGGACUUGCAUUGCUGGCCAGGCCUGCAGGCUCAGCCCUCUGCAUGGCCACUUCUCCGCUGAAAAUUCUGGCAGCUUUGGGAUCCUUGCAAUCCUUGAGACCUGCGCAGUGGCGACCAGCCCAGGGCUGCUGGCACUGAGCCCACAAAGCCGCAACGACUCCCAGUCCAUUCCCGGCCUACGUAGCUCUCUGAGCUUUUUCGCCCAAGAUGCGCUGUCGGAGAAUGUUUCGCAGCUGCAGUGGCUCGACGAAGGCGGUCUUUUCAGACUCUGCUGGUGCUUUGCGCAGGGCCCACAAGCCUGCAGCAAGUUUGAGGAUUUCCGUACGGAUGUUGGUGGCCUCAUGGUGGUUGGUCCAAGUCCCCUGCUCCAGGAUCGAACUUGCGUAAGCGGGCGAUCUUGUGCGCUUGAGGGCAUGACAGGAGCUGGCCUCUCGUCUGCAUACUAUGUCUCCCAACUGCGGAUCUACCAGGAUGGCGCGACAUCAUAUGACAUUCGAGUCUGGGAACUGUACCACUCAGAGUCUCCGAGCGGUCCCUGGACAAAGGCCUUCAAUGGAGCUGCUGCACCAGGUGUGGGCGAGCAAGAGUUUGGUGGCUGGUCGCCCUCAGCAAGCCCCUACUGGCGCUUGGUUGUGUUGCAGACCUACUCGGGCCAGGAGCCCCGAUUGCGCGAAGUCCAAUUUGUGGCUCAGGGUGAGCUCGUCCGGUUCCGCCCAGGGCACGGGGUCGUCUCAGCCUCGGGCCUUAUCUACUCGUCUGGGAACGUCAGCUACCCUGCAAGCAAUCUGAUCGAUGGCAAGCUCGAAGACGAUUCCCGUUGGAUCCCUGCCGGUCUACCUGCUUCCUACAACAGUUGGGAGGUUGUCUUUGACCUUCGAGGUGGUGACUCUUUUAUGGUGAUGGAGACCUGCGGCUCACCAUCUCUUGUGGAAGGCCUGCCUGGGGCAGGGUUCACCCAAGAAGUCACUUCAACAGGGGCCCGUGUGUCCUGGGGCCCCGUAGCGAUCACAGCCCCGGGAGGCCGAUACCAGCUUUGCUGGUGUGCACGGGGUGGUACUUGCUUAGAUCCGGUCGAGGAUUUCCGGCUGGCUGUUGGAAGCCUCUCCAUUGCAGGCCCGCAAUUCAAUGAGGCCACAUGUGUGAGUGGGAGUGGGGAGACUUGCACGGUGAAGCAGUUCAGAGGCCACGAUCUUGUAGAGACGGACCUUGUGAUGAUCCUGGACACUUGUGGCGUCGAUGUGUCUAUGGGCGCGUUGAUGCAGAAGGUUUCGAGCCUGGGGGCGAUUACAGUCAUCGAGGCUGAUCAGGCAUCUGCAGAUAUGCGGGUCAUGCAGGCCUCAGUCGACUUUGGCAGUGAGCUCAUCUGGUCUGGUGGCACGUAUCAGCUGUGUUGGUGCAGGCCAGUGGCGAUGUCGGGAGCACAUUGCGAAUCGCCUGCAGACUUUGCUGCUCAGGCCGGUAGACUACACCUUCUUGGUCCCUCUCCGUAUGAGCAACAUCGAACGUGCAUUAGCGGCCGUGCCUGUCCUGCACAAGCUGUAACAGGAUACGGGCUUUCAGCAGACGACCGAGUGUUGUUGCUAGAAACCUGUGGGGUGCGCAGCGUGGUUGACCGCUUCUUUGCAAUCGAUACCUGGCAACUGGCCCACAGUGCUGCAAACAGCACUCCAAAUGUGCCAUCACCUUCCAACUACACGCUUCAGGCCGGCACACUGGCCAUGUUUGGCUGGGGAAGCAUACCUAUCACUACAGCUGGGGGCAGGUAUAGGAUGUGCUGGUGCUCCAGGCAUGCUCCCUGUGCAGAGCCUGCCGAUUUCAGGAUUGACUUCGGAGAGCUUUUGGUGAUUGGUGCAGCAGCGACCCAUAGCUACACUUGCAUCAGUGGUCUUUCUUGUCAGCUUGAUGGUGUGCAGGGAGAACAUCUUGGCAUGAACCAGCACCUUGCAGUUCUCGACACAUGCGGCGUUGGCAUGGAGUCACACAUCAUGACGGGGACGUUUGAUGGCAGUUCCUUUUCUUGGGGCUCCAGGCCAAUCCUUCUCACUGGUGGUACCUACCGCCUUUGCUGGUGUGCGUCCAGACAUCUUGAGGACUUUGACAACUCCUCCGGCUCAAAUGGCUCAAAUGCCUCGCUUGGUUCGUGUGCCGAUACAAGCGACUUCUGGUUGGAUGCGGGUGGUCUGAUGCUGUUAGGGCCGUCACCACGCAGUCAGCACUUCACGUGCGUUUCUGGCCAAACCUGCCAGAUGGCCACACUUCAUGGACUUGGUCUGACAAAGGAUGGCUACGUACGCGCCAUGGACACGUGUGGUGUCUUGGCUGCAGCAGUGCAGCGAAUGCCUCUGCAAGCGUUCAUCCUUCCCUCGACGGGCCGCUCUGCGGAAGUCAGCUGGGAAGCGCCGCCCUCUGCUGCUGGUGGCUUGUAUCGCCUCUGCUGGUAUUCUGGCGCACGCGACUUCAGUGACUUCAAUGUCAGCAACAUGACGGACAGCGCCAGUGACUUGUUGUUCAAUGUGGACCUUGGUGUUCUGCACCUCCUGGGUCCCGGACCGCUUCAACAAGAUAGGACUUGUGUCAGCGGGCAGACGUGUAGGAUUGCAGGCAUUCUGGGUGCAGGAGCCGAGCUGGGCUCCUUCCUGGUGCAGGAUACCUGUGGCAGCGUGGGCAUUCUGCCGCGCUUCACAAAUUCAGGCCUCAUGGACUCAUGGUCGCGUGGAGAAGUUUCCUGGGGGACAGUUCGGGUCACAGCAGCUGGCGGAUUGUACCGCCUGUGUUGGGCAGGGCAACCGCUGGAUGUCUUGCGAGAAAAACUUGAGUUCAACCACUCUUGGAACUUCACACUUGCACAACUUGGAUCUGUUGCUGCCAAUGGAACAGAUAAUAUGACUAGAACCAGCAUUCUUGGUUGGUUAGUGGAUGUGGGCCAAUUCACUUUCAUUGGCCCUGCGCCACUUAGCCAAGACUUCACUUGUGUCGCCGGCGAAAGCUGUGACCUCCGUCCAAUUACUGGCUAUCACUUGCAGUCGAAUGAUGUAUAUGCCGUGCUGGCAACUUGCGGUGGGACUUCGUCACCUGCCAAAAGCUCCACGACGAUGGGCUUCGAGAUUCCCAGCAGUGGCAUCUGGCUUGCGCCAACGUUGCCAGCAGGUAUGUACCGGCUAUGUUGGUGUGCAGAGCUGAGUGCUGGAGCUUUUAACAUCACCGGCUACAGCAACUUCAGUCGGCUCUCUUGUGUACUGCAGCAGGACUUUCAAGUGGAUGUGGGGCAUGUGACAGUGCUAUCUCCCACUCCAGCAGUCCAGAACCUGACUUCAGCUGAUGAUUCCUUCGAGCUAGACAGCAAUGACACCCAGGCAGAGCCACAAAACCAGUCUCCCUUGCAAUUGAAACUGUUGCAGGUGGUCGUGGCAGGCCCGUGGCCUUCAGCCCAGUCCCGCACCUGCAUCAGUGGACAGCGCUGCAGCUUCCUCCUCAUGGGUAUCAAGCCUUCUGACCUCAUCCUGGUCCUCGACACGUGCGGCUUGCCUUCUGUGAUUCCAAAAUGGCCAGCUGGUGGCUUAAGCCUGCCAGUCGAUGCGAAUGCAACAAUUCCUCCAAAUGGUAGUGUUUCGCUGAGUCAAAGGCUAUCUUGGGGAGACGAGGCUGUGACAGCAGUCGGAGGAGCUUACAGGUUAUGCUGGUGUCCUGCCGGUGCUACUUGCAAGACCUUCGCCGAUUUUCCACUGGAUCUGGGAAGGAUACACCUCCUGGGACCGCAGCCAGCUGCAGCGACUUGUGUCAGUGGACGUGCGUGCCACCCAUCGGUUCAGGGCCACAUGAUCUCGACCAAUGACACCAUCUGGGCGCUGGAGACCUGUGGAGUGCAAGGCCGGAAGCUGGAGUUUGCAAUGCAGAGCCAGCCAUCACAGCCUGACGGCAUCAGCACAAUCAACGCGCUUCAAACAGUCCAGAUCGCAAACCCGCUUCUUGUCGGCCUCGGCCGACAUUACAAGCUUUGUUGGUGCGCUUCUGGCUGCCCGUGUGCUGACGGCCGUGAUUUUAAUGUGGAGGCAGGUGACCUGGUACUGCAGGGUCCAUCAGAAGAUCACCAGGACAGGACAUGCAUCAGCGGCCGAACUUGUGUUGUCGAGGGCAUUCAGGGUCAAGACCUCUCCGACCAAGACCAUUAUUUGAUCCAAGACACAUGUGGCUCAGAUCAAAUUGUGGAGUCCUUAGUGAACGUCGGCUCGCAUGUGGAGGUGACAGCCAGCGGCGCCUUGGUUCAUUGGGGAACAACACCACACACAGUCGCAGGUGGUGUGUACAAGCUUUGUUGGUGCACGAAUCGGCCAAGCCAUGGCAACCAGUCCGAAGCGCACCUCUGUGGUACGGCCGCAUCCUUUGUGUCCACCGUGGGAAGUUUGACGUUGCGUGGUCCGGUACCUCUUAGCCAAGAUCGAACUUGCAUAAGCGGAAAGACUUGCAAGGUUACUGGCCUCGAGGGGCACCUAUUUGCGUUCGACCAAGAUGCAGUUCUCGUCUUGGACACAUGUGCGAAAUUCGGGUCUGCAGGCUUUAGCGGCUAUGUUCAGGCAAGCCUUGAAAUUGGUGGUGUCUUGAAGUUCCAGCCCGAGAUUCUACUUUAUGGCGGGACCUACCGGUUGUGUUGGUGUGGGAAGGCUCCAGGAGGCUUCGUGGCCAUGCAAAAUCAAAGCUGGGAGGCUGUGAACAGCUCCAAUGUCAGCAGCUGCCAGUUGCUGGAAGAAUUUCAGACGGAUUUCGGUGCCCUGCAUGUAGUUGGCCCCAAACCUGCGGACACGGAUCUGACUUGUGUAGCUGGGCGGAUCUGCAAUAUUUGGCACUUGCAUGGGCACCUGCUGAACGUAGAAAGCCUUGGCAACGUGCUCAUUCUAGACACCUGUGGAGUGCCAAUGAGCUCCCUUACCACACAUCAUGCGCUGACCAACGUCACAGAGGCUCCAGGGGUUUUGACACUUUCGACCGUGCCUGUUCAUGGCGGAUACUACAGACUCUGCUGGUGCCAGGACAGUUGCCCUUCCGCGCAGGCUUAUGGUGUUGAUGUUGGGCAAGUUUGGUUGCUUGGCCCCAGUGCAACAGACCAACAUCGCACUUGCAUCAGUGGCAGGAUGUGUCGUGUCAGAGACAUAGUGGGCGUUGGCCUUUCCAGCGCAGACAGAGCCAUGGUCAUGGAUACUUGUGGCUCCCCGUCACAUGUUGCUGGAGUCAUCAGUGCCGGCAUGUCCAACAUGUUUGCAAACAUGACAUCGUUUGUUUGGAAUGUGGUAUCUGCAAACGGCGGUCAAUACAAGCUGUGCUGGUGCACAGAGGGUGAUCCGGCUGCUAUGGCAAGAACUCCCGUGCUGCCGAGCUUUGUUAAAGUCCCCAAUUGCACAGAUGCGCUUCGUUUUGGGCAAGAGUUCGGAAGGCUCCAUCUCAUUGGGCCAUCCUAUCCCGAUCAAUCGUUCACCUGUGUCAGUGGACAGACCUGUCAGUUAAGGAGCUUUCAUGACCCACAUGCCUCACUUGAGGACUCCCUGCUAUUGUUGGAUACCUGCGGAUCUUCAGCAAGCUACGUUCCAAAAUCCGCUCUGCAGCCUGCAUCUGCUGCUCAAAUGGGUGGACAGCUGGUGUUUUCAUGGAACGGGACGCAGACAAUGCAAGGAGGCCAAUACAGACUCUGCUGGUGCACAACGAGACCCGAAAAUGACGUCAAUGCUUCCACUCAACAUCUAUGCGAGCAACCGGGGCAUUUUUUGGUGGACUACGGUCGGCUGGACAUCGUGGGCCCUUCCUUGCAUCAAAUUCGAACUUGCACCGCGGGGUGGCCGUGCCAUCUUCAAGGCAUCAUGGGCAUGAACUUGCAGGCGGGAGACAUGUAUCUCAUUCUGGACACUUGUGGAGCAGUGAGCCUCAUUCCUCAGUCGCCAAGUGCGUUCCUUCAGUCUUCGAGGAACCAGGGUACUGAUGUCACCUUCCAUGCACCAGUCUCUUCAAGCGGAGGAAGCUACAGAAUCUGUUGGUGUGGCCGUGGAUUCCCUUGCAGCUCAUUUGAAGAGUUCAGUGUUGAUCUUGGCGAGUUGGUGCUGCAAGGUCCUAGCUCACCUGACCAGUCUUUCACAUGCACUCGAGGACAGCGUUGCAGAGUGUCUCACAUACAAGGUAUGCUACCUGUGGAGGCAGAGUUCCUUCUCUUGGAGACAUGUGCAGACAGCACUGGAAGAGGGGUUGUGACGAGUGCUUUUCCCACCAAUGGCUCUCAGGGAAGUGCAGUGUUGUGGGAGAUGGAGUUGACAAUGCCUGGUGGGGAGUACCGGCUAUGCUGGUGUGCAGAAGGAGCUGCAAGGGAGCGCACGGUGGAAAACCAAACCCUCAGUCCAUCGGACUGGGCAAUGCUUGCCACCAAUGCCAGCUCUCCAUUCAACACAUCUGUCUUUAGCCUCAGCUCCUGCCUCCAACCAAUGCAAAGGGUAGAUGUUGGAAGCCUGCAUCUCCUUGGCCCUGUGGCAGACCAAAGCUUCACAUGCAUCAGUGGCCGACGCUGCGUUGUGAACUCCGUGCUUGGAUUGGGUUUGAGCGUGAACGAUUCGUAUCUGAUUCUUGACACUUGUGGCACUCCCAGCAUCGCUCAGCGAUUUACACGCAGUGGACGCGCGGUUGAUGUUAUCACAGGAGGCACUACGGUGAGUUGGGGAGAGGUCCCUGUUACCGUUGCCGGGGGUGAGUAUCGACUGUGCUGGUGUGCGCUUGCGGCACUUGCCUCUGCAAAUUCAUCAGACCCCUGUGCCUCAGCCAUGGACUAUACAGCAGACGCGGGAACAUUGUUUAUCAUCGGUGCAUCGCCUCUAGCACAGGACCGAACCUGCGUCAGCGGCUGGCCUUGCGUCAUUGAGGGCAUUACUGGCACAGAUCUGACUGAGCUGGAUGCAUUGGCUGUGCUCGAGACUUGUGGCCAGGCAAAGGCUCCAAUGUCAGAUGGCUCUGAAGCACAGGCCACGGCUCUGGCACCUCACCGAGGUCUCUGGCAGUGGCUUGCUGGUAACAGUGUGAACGUCGGCGGCAACUACCGCUUGUGUUGGUGCUCUGGUGCCAAUGCGAAUCAAAGCCUUGGGAAUGUGAACGCAUCUUGCCUGCUUUUCGAGGAUUUCCGUGUGGACAUUGGUGCGCUCACGGUGCUUGGGCCGAUGCCGCUGCAACAGGCCUUCACUUGUGUCAGUGGACAUUCCUGCAGCACAGACGGCAUGACCGGUGUGGGACUAAGCCCUGACGCGAUCAUGAUUUUGGACACUUGCGGUAGCGAGGGGGACAUGCUGCUAGGUCCUGGGCCGAAACUUGAUGCUGUGACAGUCACGAAAAUGACUUUGCAGGGUGGGCAGUACAGCCUGUGUUGGUGUCCGCAAGUAUCAGACCGUGGAACAAAUUUCUCCAAUCACACAGGCAGCGCGGCGCGGAACGAAACCGCAGUAGCUUGCCAGGCCUCCGAAGAGUUCACAGUCGCCUUCGGCCGAAUGCAGAUCGUAGGACCCUCUCCACUGACGCAAGAUCGCACUUGCAUAAGUGGGCAGACGUGCCGAAUCGAGGGCAUACAGGGCUUGCAUCUGUCAGAAGCCGAUUACUGGUUCGUCUUGGACACAUGUGGUAGCACCGAUCCCGUGGCUGGCUUUCCAACAACGGCUCACGUCAAGCAGUUCGAGGCGGACAAUUUAACAAGCCCCUCCAGCGUGGUGGUUACGUGGCACACAGAUAUCACAAGCGCAGGAGGCGUCUACCGCCUGUGCUGGUGUGGCUUGUCCAGUGAGAACUCGAGCGCUAGCCUGAGCUGUGCCUCAGGGCAGGUCGACACCGGCAAGUUGGAGGUGCUUGGACCGAAUGGCGCCCAGUGGACGCCCACGCAGCGAGGUCACUGUGGAAGGCGGCCUUUGCAACCAGCGCCUCAAGCGAGCAACACGUACAGCAACCUCACCAUGGAUGCCUGCCGGGCGGCAUGUGAUGCUGGAUAUCCAGGUACAUGCAUUGUUGCUCUCUUCGCGGAUCGUGGUGCAGAUGUUGGCCUUUGCAGUAUAAUGCUGGCAUGUACAAUGUUGGCAGAUUCCAGUGAGGAUACGCUGCUCCUUUUCCCUGACAAAGCGCAACCUGACGUCGAGCAGUCUCGAACUUGUGUGAGUGGCCAGUCUUGCAUGAUCAAAGGGUUGCUUGGGCAUGGGCUCAUGGACACUGACACUUACAUGAUCAUGGAUACAUGCGGGCUGGCUGAUGCCUUGGUGGCGAGGGUCGGCGACACUGCCUUGACCGUCAAUGUGCUGACUUCCGGUGCCAAUGCCACUGUCAGUGUUGGAAGCUUUUUAAGCAGUUCCAGCUUGAGUGCCGCCGGGGGCAUCUACCGACUGUGCUGGUGCAGCGGCCUUGCUACAUGCAGCAUUGCUGAGUCCUUCCGAACAGAUGCGGGAGGUCUUCUUCUUGUAGGUCCCGCGCCACUUCAGCAAGACCGAACGUGUGUUGCAGGCAGGACCUGUGUCGUAGAUGGUGUGCGAGGGCAAAACCUGGCUGAUGGGGACCAGCUUUGGAUCCUGGACACGUGCGGCACCGCAGCAAAGGGCCAGAGCGGCUUUCUUUUUGCAGACUCCGUGGACUCGUGGCUUGCCAGCCCAGCGAAAGCAAGCGGUACCGCUUUCUCUUGGGCAGCCCUGUCCAGCAGUCUUCCUGGUGGCCAGUACAGACUGUGCUGGUGCAGUUCAAUGCAAGCGUGCUCAGAUAGCCACGAGUACAGCGUGGACAUUGGCAGCCUCACGUUGCAGGGCCCGGUGUAUGCAGCCAACUCGGUGCAGAAGCGAACUUGUGUCGCUGGCAUGUCCUGCAGUAUUGAUGGCCUUCAAGGCCAACUUCACGGUCAGGCUAUGAUCUUGGACACGUGUGGCAGCGCUCAAGCUUUUCCGCCGAACACUCCAUCAGCAACUAGCGACUACAGUGGCCAGAUGCAGUGGGAUGUGCUGACGAUCCAGGGUGGAACUUAUCAUCUUUGCUGGUGCACUUUCAGCAUGGAAGUCGUAAACGAGAGUAACCGGUCGCUGCACCACUGCCGGUCAAGCUUGGACUUUGACGUGUCUUUCGGAGCUCUCACAAUUGUCGGGCCAGAGGAAGGUCAAAGAUUCACGUGCGUGAGUGGGCAAGCCUGCACCCUUGCUGGCAUCAGAGGCCAGGGGCUCCUUCCCGAGGAUGCCUUCAUUGUGCUGGAGACAUGCGGAACAGCAUCUGCCGGAUUUGGGACCGGGCUGACCGUGCCUUCGUGGAGCCCUGAGGGCAACCAGUCUUGGAGCCCGUCUGACUGGAGCUGGGCACUGUAUGAUGGAAACCUGUCCUUCGACAAUGGGAGCGCAUCGUGCUCGACCUCACCGGGUACAAAGGGCUGUCGCACUACUGAGGCUGUUCUCGGUGUCACGUGGAGCCAAGCUGUGGUUGCACCUGCAGGAGCAUACCAGCUAUGUUGGUGCUCAGCCGUGCAUGCGUGCUCCACUGCUGAGCAGUUUGUUGUGCCGAGUGGGCAGAUCCUGUUACGAGGUCCUAACCCGGGCCAGGAUCGAACAUGUGUCGCCGGCCAGACGUGUUCCUUAAGCAGUAUACACGGUGUGAGUUUAGAUGUGGCUGAUGCAUUUAUGAUUCUGGAGACCUGCGGAUCUUCGCUUCUGCCAAGAGGCAUUCCUCCCUUGGGAUAUAUCCAACAAAAUGGUAGUGACUUCAAUGGCUCUGAACAGGAAGAUGGCAAUUUCUCUUUGGGCGAUGCCUACCGAGUCUCUUGGGGAGCUUCUCCUUUCACAAGCGGUGGCGGCCAGCACAGGCUUUGCUGGUGCCCUUCAGGCUACCCCUGCGCCGGAGGGCAACACUUCCUGAUUGAUGUUGGAUCCCUGUAUGUAGUCGGCCCCCUUGCUGACUACGGCUAUGACAAGUGGCUGCGCGGCAACUGCGCAAUCAGCCAGCAAGUCAGUGCCUACACCAGCUCCACCAAGUCCGAGUGCUUCGAGCUUGGUAGGUAUGCUCCCUCCACAGUCACUGCAGCACAAUUCUACACCCUUGGCAACUCGUCUAGCUGCACGCUGCUCCGUACCUGUGAAGGCUUUUUCUCUACGGACGCUUCGGAUUACGAGGUGCUCUUUCUGCACUCUGCAUCGACUCAGGACCGAACUUGUGUGACUGGCCUGUCUUGUAGCAUUGAUGAUAUCAUGGGGCUUGGCUUAUCUGCUCAUGACUCUUUCAUGAUCCUGGACACCUGUGGGUCAACGUCCCUGGUGAAUGGAAUACCGCAGAGUACGGUUUCGGCGGUUGGCUCCACCCUGGCAGCCAUCAAUGGCACGAAUACCACGGACCCUCAGACUGACUUGAAGCCAGCUGGCGAGCAGAGCCUACGAGUGACCUGGAGCAGCCACGCCACGCCUGCUGGUGGAAGGUAUCGGCUUUGCUGGUGUUCGGCUGUCUUCGACUGCGUUUCAUCGCAGCAGCACAGAGUAGAUGUGGGCUCCCUUUCAUUCAUCGGGCCCUCCUUUGAGCAGCACCGCACUUGUGUGUCUGGGCAGACGUGCUUAAUCAACAGCUUAGACUUGGAGUCGCCGGCAAGCACCGGCAGCUUCAUGAUCAUGGAGACUUGCGCCCUUCCAGAUGCUGUGGUGACUGGUUGGCCAGCUGGCGCAGUGGCCUCAAGUGUUACAGCGAGCGGUACAUCUGCGUACUGGGGAGACACGGUCCUUGCUCCAGGUGGCAAGUACCGACUUUGCUGGUGUGGCGAUGGCAUCUGCAAUUCAGUUCAGCGUUACAGCAUCGAUGUUGGGAGCCUCUCGCUGAUCGGGCCAGUUCCCUUGCAAUACGCACGUACGUGCGUCAGUGGAAGACUGUGCGCAUUCGAUGGAGUGCGGGGUGAAGGGCUACAAGCGGGUGAUGCUUGGCAAGUCUCCAGCAGCUGUGGAAGCACGUCGGUGCUGCCUGGCAUGCCUCUCACUGGACACACAAUCAGCGUGACAUCCGGCACUGUGAGCUGGGGCGGGAUAAGGAUCUCCAGCUCUGGCGGGCAGUACAAGUUGUGUUGGUGCUCGGCCUUGUUUCCCUGUGGCCUUGAGGACUUCCGCCUGGAAGUGGGAACCUUGGAUGUGAUAGGCCCUGCUCCACUCUCCCAGGACCGCACAUGUAUUAGUGGGACCACAUGCCUCAGCCUCGGCCUGACGGGUCAUUUCAUCGAUUCGACGACAUUCUUCACGAUCUUGGCAACGUGUGGGAAAGCCGAUGCAAGAAGCGUCAACGAUGAAGUUGAGGUUGUGCGCUGGGGGCGCAGCGUGCUGACAGCUCCUGGUGGCCGAUACCGACUAUGUUGGUGCAUGCCAAACCAAGAACCGACCGGGCUGAACCUUUCCAAUGCAACGGAUGGUGGCUGCAAACAAUGGACCCAGUUCCAGACUGACGCGGGCACUCUUCACAUCAUUGGACCAGCCCCCUACAACCAGCGGCAGACAUGCAUCAGCGGCCAGUCCUGCAAGCUGGAGGUUGGGGGCAUCACGGGAAUGCGAAGUUCCAGAGUUCUCCUUCUAGACACCUGCGGCACUGGCAUGCAGCUUCCAGGCACGUAUUUCGGGCCUGGCGAAGCCCUUUUGGCGAGCGAGCAGAAUGUGUCUGACAUGGCUAUGUAUAAUACACAGGCUCUGAGGCUGGCUGGGGGUACUUACCGGCUUUGCUGGUGUGCCGGUCUGAACUUUGCUUACGAGAACAGCACCGAGGGCUGCUAUGACUCUGCACACUUCCAGACGGAUUUCGGAUCCAUCGAGAUUGUGGGGCCGUGGCCUUUGGAGCAAGACCGGACAUGCGUCAGUGGGUUGACUUGCCAAAUCGAAGGCAUUCAAGGUCUGCACCUCAACCAGGACCGCCUCCCGGAUGUCUCGGGGCUCCGGAUCAAGCAGGAUGGAUCUGUGCUCUUCGACAUCACGCGCGGCAAGGUUCAGGUGAGCUACGCCACAUCCGUCGGGCCCUUCAUCGAUUUGAGCUUGUUUGACCUGCAGACUGGGACCUCGGAUUGGCAGGAGGUGUUCUUCAACGAGACGACGGCUCCCUUCUUCAGGCUCCUGGUUCUCGAGACCUCCUCUGGCUGGCAGCCCAAGCCUCGAGAAGUGCAGUGGCUCAGCCAGAUGGUGUGGGUGGAGCAUCUGCCUUCCGAUUGGGUCUUCUCUGCAUCAGGAGUCUCAUGGAAAACAUCCGGUUCCAACCCGCAAACGCUUGGUCCUGACAAGCUCAUUGACCAGAACAGCGACUUGCUCACUUCCCGAUGGGAAAGUGUGGGCUUCCCACGGUGGUACAACAACUGGUGGGUGACAUUCGACUUCCGUGCUGGAGACCGGGCGCUUAUUCUAGACACCUGCGGCAGUGCUGGAGCUACAGCUAGAUUACCAGAGGCGGGUAUGGUCAAAGGUGUGUCAGGCAGCGGUGCGACCAUCGUGUGGAACAGUGCGCCGCUCUCAGCUUCUGGUGGCUUGUACAAGAUUUGCUGGUGCGCCGCGUACCAGACCUGCGACACCGCGGACCAUUUUCGCGUGCCCAUUGGAGAGCUGACACUUGUCGGUCUGCACACGGGGCACUCCAGGACAUGUGUGAGUGGUCGCAGCUGUAGGCUGGAAGGCCUGACCGGAACCUAUGUGUCGGAGGACAGUAUGCUGGCCAUUUUGGAUACGUGUGCCCAAGUGGGCGUGUUGACAGGUGGUUUCAGCAAGCCGUUUCUGGCUGCUCCCAUGACCACCCUUGAUGCCAGUGGAUCAACAGCCGAAUUUGGCCUCGUGACAGCGUCCGGCCUCUAUCGGCUGUGCUGGUGUCCUAUGGUGAACUUAGAGGACAUUGCCAACCUGACAUAUUCCUCGGCCAGCAACCGCACUGGAAACCAAUCAGCAAUGUUAGACUGCUUCCAUCUUGACAUUGGGGAGCUUCAUGUGCUUGGACCAAUUCCGGAAGCAGGCCGGACUUGCAUCGCUGGUAGGGAUUGCGUCUUGGAAGGGUUUGGUGGCAAGUGGCUGAGUUCAGACCGCCUCUUCGUCAUGGAGACGUGCGGCCAGGAUUGGGUAGAUGGCACGCCGGCAUCAGCUCCUGUGCAGGGAAGCGGAGCCAUCGUGAGAGUUGCAAACCGGCCCCUCAAAGCCAUGGGUGGUCAGUACCGGCUAUGCUGGUGUUCCGUGACACUAAGCAACAGUAGCAUGCUGGACACCAAUCUGACGCUGGACAGCGCAUUUGGCUGCAAUCCUGCUACACCGCAUGCAUUCUUGACAGAUGUGGGAUCGCUGACAGUGCUUGGCCCAUCUCCGCUGUCACAGCAAUGGACUUGCGUGUCAGGCCAUACCUGCAAGAUCGACAAUAUCUCCGGGAUUGGACUUUCCGACUCGGAUAGCAUCAUUGUGUUGCAAACGUGCGGAAAUGCGGCAGUUGUGUCCCGAUUCCCGUUCUCGGGGCAAGCAAACACAUACUGGACUCGUGGUUCUCAAGCUGCAUGGACCAUUGCAGUCAGUGCUGCCGGUGGCUCGUAUCGGCUUUGUUGGUAUUCUGGCCUAGACUCCGGAGCGAAUGCAUCUGCCACAACGGUAUCAUUAGAGCACGCCGUCGAUUUGGGUACUCUGUUUAUGCGCGGCCCUACCCCGCUCAAUCAAGAAGUCACAUGCAUCUCGGGCCAGAGCUGCAACGUGGAAGGGUUGACUGGUGUCGCUUGGACCAUGUCUCAGGACAAGGUUGCGAUCCUGAAUACUUGUGGCACAUCAUCGGCUGUACCGCGAUGGGGUGGCAGCGGAAUUUCUGACAUCGUUGCAAGCUCGGAUCACAACACAUCCGGCACAUCCGUCACAUCUUUUUUCUGGGCUGAUGGCACAAUCUCAGCUGCAGGUGGCAGCUACAGGCUUUGCUGGUGUGGUGCUUCGCUCAGGUCCAACCAGCCUGACAGCUUGGCAUGGUACAACGCAUCGUUCUUGCCACACAGCUCAGGUGAUAACGAAAACCAGUCCAACAGCUCAGAUGAUGGUUGCACUCGGCCAGAACACUAUCAGGUUGACUUUGGGAGCUUGACCCUGCUGGGUCCCUCUGACAUCGGCAUGUCAUUGACCUGUGUUGCUGGCCACUCUUGCAGCAUUGUGGGCAUUCAUGGAAUUGGACUAUCACCGGGAGACAGCAUACUGGUGCUUGACACCUGCUCAGAUUCGAGCGCCCCACCUGACAAUUUUAUUUAUGGCUCGAAUGAGACGGACAUGAUGUUGAGAAGCGGCACGAGCAAUAUGGCAGUUGCAUCAGUCACGUGGCAAGGACCCUUGCAUGUUCUGGGAGGUGAGUACAGGCUUUGCUGGUGUGCAGCAGACGCCAUCUGCAGCAGGUCAGAGCACUUCCGUGUAGAUUUGGGCAUCCUCCACAUGGUCGGACCGAAUCCUCACGCGCAAGACCGCACAUGUGUCAGUGGACAGACUUGUCUGGUGAAUGGAAUCACGGGGUGGUACAUGUCCACAAGUGAUCGAGUGAUGAUCUUGGAAACCUGCGGUCGGCAGAUGCUAUCGCCUCCUACAGGCUUGGAGUCCUGGGACUUGGUCCAGCGCUCAGGUGGGGUCGUUUGGGCCACCUUGAACAAUUUCACCAACGCUUCGUGGCAGGCACUCUUCCUGACAACUCCAGCAGGACAGUAUCGAUUAUGCUGGUGUUCUGGCAGUGCGAGCUCUGGAAGCCGUGACUCAGCCACUUGUGGCAACAGCAUGUUGCCUGGCCUCGAUUUCGGAGCCUUGCAUGUCCUGGCGCCCGACAGCUAUGUGGCGAGCACAUGUAUCAGUGGCCAGGCUUGUGAUGUAAAGAACCUUCAGAUUGCGGAAUGGCAAAGCACCUUCACGGGUGGCGGCGGCCUUUUUCUGGCAGACACGUGCGGAAGCACCGCUUCCACACAUCACUUUUUGCCAGAAGACGCUGUGUCAAAUCUAAGCGUUGCAGUUUCGCGUCGGGUUUCAAGCAGUCGAAUCAGCACAUUGAGUGGUGGCACAUACCGUCUGUGUUGGUGUUCACCGCAAGCUGUCAGCCCCGGUUCCUGCAAUGUGCCUGAGCAUUUCCGCGUCGAGGUCGGAGUACUGGACUUACUGGGCCCGGCACCUCUGCAGCAAGACCAGACAUGCGUUUUGGGUGUGGCAUGUCCAAUCACAUUGUCGCUGUUUGGCUUGGGCAGCUCGGAUUCUCGUAUGCUCAUCCUUGAGACUUGUGGCUUGCCGGGUGCUGGAAGCACUCUGCUUUGGGGGGCCAACGUCUCAAGCAGCGAAGGUGGCAUCGGACAGCUUCGAUUCACUCCGCUGCUCACAGGGCUCUUCCGUCUUUGCUGGUGCCCAAGCCAUCUAACAUGCGACUUUGAGGAAGACUUCCAGGUGGAUUUCGGACAGCUGUACCUUCGAGGUCCCGUGCCACUGGAGCAACACAGGACCUGCAUUAGUGGACAUCACUGUGAGGUGGAGAAGUUCCAAGGUCUUGGAAUGGAACAUCUCCCAGCCCAUCUCAUGGUACUGGAUACUUGCUCCGUCAGUGGUUUGAGAACAGCAGGUCUGCCUGUGAUGAGAUUGCCUGUGUCGUCCUCGGUACAAAGCUUAGGAGACAUGCCUCUCCUGGUGCCCGAAGGACGUUACAGCCUGUGCUGGUGUGUGGAAGCCGCAGAAGCUGGAGCUGACAGUGCCUACGGCGCAAACCAGACUUGCCAGACGUUGGAGCAUUUCUCAAUGCAGUUUGGUCAGUUGAGGAUACUGGGCCCAACACCUUUGCAGCAGGACUUCACAUGUAUUGCCGGUGUGGAAUGUGAUUUCACUCUCUUUGAGCACACCGCCCAGAAUGGACGCAUGCUGAUUCUCGACACUUGCGGAACUUCGAGCAUUCCUCCCGGCAUCGGUGCCAUUGAGCUGGGCAUUGACAUGCAGGCCAGACAGGCCACCAUGAUUGCAGCAGGUGGCCUUUAUCGGAUUUGUUGGUGUGGCCUUAUCGAGGGCUCCAAUGUGACCUCGUGUGCAGAGGGCUCUGAUUUCAAGGUGGAUGCCGGCACGUUGACACUCGUCGGUCCAACACUUGGUCAGGCAUGGACGUGCGUCAGUGGGACGACGUGCCUCAUGAAUGACAUAGGUGGCAAGCACCUGUCUUUCAGCGACCAUUAUCUGGUGUUGCAUACGUGUGGCGUGCAAGAUGUUGCAAGUCGAUUUCCUAACGAGGGCAGCGUCUUCCAAGUCUCUGGACAGUGUGGGUGCACGUCACCGCUUUGCAGCUCCUAUCCGCUUGGUACGAAUGAGUCUAUGUGCGCGACAUGUGGUGACUUGUGCCCUGGUGAUGAUGCAAAAACACAUCCGGGCUGGUGUGGCUGCGGCACGUUGGACGUGGACUCCGAUGGUGAUGGCACACCAGACUGCCUGGACCAAUGCCCGCACAACCCGGGCAAGACUGGACCUGGAAUUUGUGGCUGUGGGGCCCCUGAUGUAGACAGUGACAGUGAUGGCAUCCCGGACUGCAAUGACCAAUGCUCCGGGCCGGAUUUCACAGGUGGAUCUUGUUGUACUGCAUUUGACUCUGAUGCGGAUGGAGUGCUUGACUGUUUUGACCAGUGUCCCCUCGAUGCCAGCAAGACGCUGACAGGGAUCUGUGGCUGCCAUGUGUCAGAUGUCGACAGCGACCUGGAUGGUGUGCCGGAUUGCUUGGACUUGUGUCCCCAAGAUACCACGAAGUCCUUCCCAGGUAGCUGUGGAUGUGGGAACUCUGAGGUCGAUGCGGAUGGUGACUCUGUGCCGGAUUGCAUUGACAUUUGCCCGAAUAGCCCGGACUUCACCUUUCAAGGUCUUCAAGCCAGUUUCGGACACGUGCCCGUGUCUGCAGCAGGAGGAACCUACCGACUUUGCUGGUGUCACUCUGCAGCCAAGUGCGGGUCUCAAGCUGACUUUGUGGUGGAUGUCGGCUCUGUGCAGCUUCUGGGCAUCCAAGAUAUACGCAGCAGCCGAACAUGUAUCAGUGGCCAAAGUUGUUUCAUUCGGCGAUUGAUUGACACCAGCACCUCCACAAUUUCUCACCAUCCUGCUGCUUCGAAUUUCUCCGCGACCCCGAUGCUUGUGUUGGAGACCUGCGGAGUCUUAGCAGUUGCCGUAAACGACUCGCUUGGAAGCGCUCAGUUCUUUUCACCUCAGGUUGCAAUGGAUGUGGGCCGUUCAAUCGGAUGGCUUGCGGGGCAACUGACGUCAUCUGGGGGAUUCUACCGGCUUUGUUGGUGUGCGAGUGCUACAAGAAGCUGCAAUUUGGUUCCAGACUUUCAGAUGGACGUUGGCGAACUCAUGAUGCUUGGUCCAUUCCCACUAGCCCAGCAAAUGACUUGCAUCGCUGGCCUAACUUGCAGAAUUGAUGGAAUCCAGGGGCUGGGCGUCAGGCAGACAGACUUGGUUAGAGUGCUUGAUACCUGUGGCUCUGCAGAGUAUGCUCUGACGGCCCCGACAUUCAAUGCAAGCCUCGGGACUGAUGAUGCUGUCAGUGCGGAUGCCACACAGACCUUUCCAGGAGGCUUUUACCGUCUUUGCUGGUGUGCAACGGGCUAUCAGUGCAACUUGCAUAGUGACUACCGAGUUGACUUCGGGGUUUUUUCACACGUUGGUCCUUCUCCGUUGUUCUCACAGGAUCGGACUUGUGUGACGGGUCAAUCAUGCACAGUCGAGCGCAUUGAAGGGCAUCUGCUUUCGUCCGAUGACUCGUAUUGGAUCCUUGAGACUUGUGGUGUUCAAGCGCCCGCAAGACUGGCCGGGCAAGGCCGUGCAGUCUUCCAGAACAGUUCCAUCUCAAUCACUUGGGGGGACGUUCCACAUACAGCGGCUGGUGGCCAAUACCGACUUUGCUGGUGCUCAGCAUUCGCCAUAUGCAACAUGGCACAGAAUUUUGGCGUUGACGUAGGCGGGCUAUUGUUGCUCGGCCCUACUCCUCAAGACAGAACGUGCAUCAGUGGCCAAACAUGCUUCAUGAAGGCUUUGCCUGGCUAUUAUCUCCACGCGGAUGACCGCUUGCUCGUGCUGGAUACAUGUGGAAGGCCUUCUCCAGUUGUGGGUUUCCCUGCGAUGCAGUCUAAACUUUUGUCCUCAAACUCCACGGCAGUCGCAGGCUUCGUGGCAGGCAGCAUGCUGGAGUUUGUAACCUCUGCUGGGGGGACGUACCAGUUGUGCUGGUGUGCCGCAUCCGCUUUUGCUUGCAGCCUCGCGGAAUCAUUCCGGGUCAAUGCGGGUUCGCUGACCCUGAUUGGGCCGAGCACCGGCUCGCAAGUUCCCAAGUUGCGCGUGUGUAUCUCUGGAAGGAUCUGUUCAGUCCAGGGCCUUCUUGGGCAAAACCUGCAUGAGGAUGACCAGCUCAUGCUUUUGGAUACAUGUGGCUUGCAAGGACCCAGCCAGGGGCAACCAGCCAUGCCCAGCUUGCAAGCCAAUGGCACAAGCCCGGCCUUACUCUCAAGUGACUCAAGUAACUUGCAGAGCAACUUGACGGUUUGGUUCGCGUCUGGCGGGACAUAUCGACUAUGCUGGUGUGCUUCUGGCAGCAGCUGCAAUAGCGCACCGGACUUUAGGGUGGACAUCGGCCAACUGGAUGUUGUGGGGCCCGUGAGCAUGGCAUCACCUUUCCGUUGGAGGAGGCACUGUCAGCCAGAUGCAAAUGCUUCUGUAUUGGCCUUCUCCUACGAAGAUGACAUGCAUGCAUGUUGGCUGCGCUGCAAAUCGCACGACUCAAACACGACUGGGCCUUGUGAUGCUGCCGAGUUUGUCCCUCACUCAGGAUUUUGCAAGCUAUGGAGUCAGUGCUAUGUUAUGUCGCACAGCGCGGCCCAGGCCUUCCUACUUACAGCGCAAGAGUCGUGGUCCGGCCAGGACAGGACAUGCGUGGCGGGACAUCCUUGCACCCUGGAUGACAUCAUGGGACACCUCCUUACAGAAGGUGAUGCCUAUGCGGUGCUGGAUACUUGCGCGAGCACACUUGCCUGGAUGCAUACUGCUCAGCAUGUUGCGGGGCAUGGUGGCUAUGCAAACCCAUGUCGCUGUGCUGAGUCCAUGAACGACACAGAUGGUGACGGCGUCGUAGACUGCACCGAUGAGUGUCCGCUGGAUCCAAGCAAGGUAGAGGUGGGAGUUUGUGGCUGUGGACAAGCAGAUGUGGACAGCGAUGCGGAUGGAGUUCCGGACUGCCGAGACAGGUGCCCUCUCCAUGGCGAAAAAAGCUUGCCAGGCAUUUGCGGGUGCGCGAUGGCGGAUUUUGAUUCUGAUGCAGAUGGGACUCCUGACUGCAACGACCAAUGUCCCAACUUGCCCGACAAUGCUGAAGGGGUGGCCGGCUGUCCUGCAGCAGCUGCAGACUUGGAUGGUGACGGUAUUCCAAAUUUCUUGGAUGAGUGUCCUUUGGAUUUCAACAAGACUUCAGCAGGUGUAUGUGGCUGUGGAGAGACUGAUGAAGACUUCGACAAUGAUGGUAUUCCGAAUUGCCUCGACUUGUGCCCCACGGAAGCCUUCAAGGUCUUUCCAGGGGCUUGUGGCUGCCAGACACCAGACCUAGAUCGAGAUGGUGAUGGCACUCCCGACUGCCACGACGUUUGUCGGUCGUCUGAUGCCGUUUUUGGUUCUGUCUCCGUGCAAUUUGGUGUUUUGCCAGCUGGGCAGUAUCGACUCUGCUGGUGCUCGCGCUCAGUUCAGUCUUGUGCGGCAUCUCAGGAGUUCAACGUGGACCUUGGAGGACUCAGCAUCAUAGGGCCUCGCAGCCAGGAGCGAACUUGCGUUAGCGGGUACCCGUGUCGGUUUGGUGACUUAGCCGGCUUCGGCCUCGAUGAUGCUGACAACAUCCUUGUCCUCAACACCUGCGGCUCUUCCACAGGUCUUGUAGCCCGCGGGUCGCCAGACGUGGCGUUGCCGCUUUUUUCCAGCGGCUCUGCAGCAGCAUUUUCUGUGCUCACUGCAGCUGGCGGGUUGUACCGUAUGUGUUGGUGCACUGCCCGCGCGUGGCAAGACCCAGUCGACCCAGUGCCUGUUUGCGACCGAGCAGAUCGCUUCACUGUAGAUAUUGGUGCACUGAUCCUCGUUGGCCCAUCACCUCUGCAUCAAGCAUACACCUGUGUUUCAGGGCAGCCAUGUGGUCUGCAUGGGCUGAGCGGAUUCCAUCUUACACCCCGCGAUAUGAUGAUGAUACAGGAUACCUGUGGGGGCGCAAACUUCGCUUCUCCCCUCCUCGCAUCGGCCGGUCGGGAUGGAUUAUUCUUCCAGUUUUCUGGUGCCGAGGUACAGGCAACCAACAACUUGCUGGCUGCCAACACAACGGAAGUUCCUUCGUUGGAGGUGGCAGGUGGACAGUAUAGGCUCUGCUGGUGCUCAGCCAUGACCACGAUUACCAGCUCCCCGCCUUGCGCGUCAGCAGCAGAGUACCUGGUGGACUUCGGCAAGUUGGAUGUGAUUGGACCCUUCCCACUUCAGCAGGAGCAAACAUGUGUGAGUGGUCAAACGUGCGAGUUCUCGGUACAGGUUUGGCAAGGUUCACUGCAAGACAGCCUCCUGUUGCUGGACACUUGUGGCCUGGACAGCUCCAUUCCCAAGGUGCAGUCCACACGGGGACACUGUGGAAAAGCCUCCAUUGUGGGCACCGUCCCUCUACAAGAUUUCAUGGUCAUCGCUGAGACAGCUACUUCAAGUGCAGCUACGUGCCGUGCGCUUUGUGACGCACAUGUCGACUUUGCCAGCAACAUGUCAUGUGUUGCUGCCAUGUACAAAGACGCGCAAAGCAAUGUCACUAUCUCCUUGGAUGCCCAGAAAGUUGGCUUUUGCCAGCUCUACUCAAUAUGCUCAUUGGUAUCUGAUGAAUCUUCGGACUAUGUGGUGCUGACGCUGCAGCAGACGAGCAUGUUGCAGAAUUCGCCAUUACCUUCACAGCUCAGGUUCGGGAAUGUUUCGCUGAGCGCAGGAGCCCAGACGUCCGUGGUUACUUGGGGCGAGCUUGUCCUCACCGGUGCCGGUGGUACUUUCCGGAUCUGUUGGUGCGGCGAUGCCGGUCUCUGCCAAACUCCGUCGCACUUCAGACUCGACAUUGGCUCUUUCACUCUUGUUGGGCCGGUUCCCUUUGGCAGCCGCACGUGCGUGAACGGAGUCAUGUGUGUCGUGGAUGGAAUAUCGGGCGUAGGGCUGUCGGAUGGCGAUCUGUUUCUCGUGCAGGACACGUGUGCUACACCUGUAUGGGGUGGGCAGCUGCAAUUCCUGCCAGUCAACGCCACGGCAAUGAGCCGAACUGCAGUUUCCUCCUUCAAUGGUAGCUCUCAAAUCCUGCGCCUGCUUGGCGGUCAAUACAGAUUGUGUUGGUGUGCAGCAGGAUUCCUCUGUACUUCAAGCGGUGUGGACGUUGGUGAGCUGGUGGUGAGAGGCCCUGCUGCACAUCAGCAUCGCACCUGUGUUGCCGGGCAGCUUUGUGAGGUUCAAGGGUUACAAGGUCAGAGCUUGCUGGUGCAUGAUGGGCUGCUCGUGUUGCAAACCUGUUCAGAGCCUGGGGAGACACUGCCUGUUAUAUCAAGCUUCCCUGAUGCUGGUCGGCUGGUAGCAAUAACAGCUUCUUCCGAUGGUUCUUGGGCAUCAUCUCUCGUCGUGUCAGCUGCUGGUGGUGGCUACCGCUUGUGCUGGUGUGCAACGUUGGACUGUGUCUCUGAUGGUGCGCAGGCACACUUUGUCGAUGCGGGCACUUUGCACUUGCUUGGACCCAGCAUACUACACGUGGAGAAAACCUGUGUUUCCGGGCGCGCCUGCACCAUUCGAUACGCUGGCAACGACCUCUUCCAAACUGUGCAGGGCUUCAAUCUUGGAGAUCAUCUCCGAGUUCUGGAUACAUGUGGCGAGGCAUCCUUUAUUGCUGGUUUUGGUGAGGGAAGGGCAACCCAUGUUUCUGCAUCAGGUACGCUCUUCUCUUGGGGAAGCGAGAUUGUGUCAUCUGCAGCUGGCAGCUUCCGUCUUUGCUGGUGUGCCGCAGGCUUUGCUUGUGCAACAGCCGAGAGCUUUCAAGUUGAUGUCGGAAAGCUGUUGGUCCUUGGCCCUCCAUCGCUUGCCUUGGACCGUACGUGUGUCAGCGGUCAAACCUGCUCGUUCUCCUUGGAGCCGGACUUCGAAGAAAGCAGCGGUCAGAUCAUGUUGCUGAGCACUUGUGGACCAGAUCCUCUGCAAGCUGGUCUGCCUUUGCGCCCUGCCUUCGCCGGUCUGCCAGGGCAAGAGAUCAACUCGACCAACGAGACAAGUGGUUAUGCGGUGAUUCAUUGGGGCAUGCAGGAGUUCACUGGUCCAGGUGGCCAAUUCCGCAUUUGCUGGUGUGGUGCUGCCGACUGCGGCUUGCUUGAGAGCUUCCUGGUGGACAUGGGCUCCGUCUUGUUAAUCGGGCCUUCCCCGCUGACUCAGCGUCGAACUUGCGUUAGUGGACAUUCCUGCGCAAUUGAAGGCUUACAAGGGGAGCAUCUGUCGGUUCUUGAUCACAUCAUGCUGUUGGAUACCUGCGCAGUUGAGCAAGGCUCCGUCCAUUCGUUCUUACCAGAGGCAUAUAACUCGAGCGGUGGCCUCAGUAGCCAAUCCGGAAAGUGGAUCUUGGAUAAACUUGUUCUUGCCGGCGAUCAGUAUCGGAUUUGCUGGUGCGCUUCCGCAGGCUUGUGCUCAACAGCGACAGAUUUCAAGGUGGAUGCUGGAAGUCUGCUUGUUAUCGGCCCAUCGCUGGGCCAGGAGAUGACAUGCGUGAGUGGCGAGUUGUGCACUGGUUUUUACAUCCACGGGCAAGACUUGUCACAGAAUGACACAGUUCAAAUUCUCGACACAUGUGGCGUCGACAUGCUGUCCGCGGGUUUGCCAAACUCGAAUUUUGCGAUUUCUGUUGUGGGCACGUCUAUCCUCCUCGACUUCCAAGAGCCAGUCAUGGCCGCAGCUGGAACAUACCGUUUGUGCUGGUGCCAGCCGUUGCCCCAGGACUUUGCCAGCACUGCCACAUCCUGUGCCUUGCAUUCCCAGCAUGUCGUCGACUUUGGUCAAGUGACAGUGGUGGGGCCGGCGCAGCCGCAGCACCGCACUUGUGUAGCUGGCCAGCGCUGUGUUCUGGAAGGCCUGCACCUGGGGGCGGUCACAGCAACGCCACAGGACACAGUUGUGGUCCUCGAUACUUGUGCUCACAUCUCACCUGUUCCUGGCUGGCCGGAUGGUGGGGUGUUCUCAAGCCUUGAGGCAAGUGGUGCCAGGAUGAGCUUUGGUUCCGUAGCCAUUACGGCAGCAGCUGGGUACUACCGACUCUGCUGGUGCGCAGAAGGUCGGCCGUGCCGGCAUGGCGAGGAAUUCGUGACGAUUGGAGAGGUUUUCCUGGUUGGGCCGGCGCUGGAACAAGACAAAACAUGCUUAAGCGGACAGAUGUGCAACCUUGGGAGCAUUCAUGGUUUAGGGCUUGAUCCCUACAAAGUGCCCAGCGUGGCAGGCCUGCAGGUUUUGCAAGAUGCCACUGUUGGUCAGCACGAUGUAAAAGACUACUAUGCGGAAGUCUCGUACAACUAUGAAGCAGCAAACCCAUCGGCAGCCACAUGGACAACAAUUGCAACGUGCACUGCGGAACAGGAUACUACAUGGCAGAACUGUACAUGGUCUUCGAUCUCUGCACCUUUCUGGCGUUGGCGCAUCGUGCAAACUUGGGGGCUUAGCUCAGACCCCCCGAAGCCACGUGAAGUUCAGUUCCUCGACCCUGCUGGAGAUAUCGCAGCUUCCUAUGAAAGUUUCUCGCAGUGGGCCUCCGACUUCUCUCCAUCCUGGAUUGUGGCUGCGACGGGUACUCCACACCAAGAUCUGUCGGACCCUCUGAAUCCGAUAACCUAUGGACCCGAGAAUCUCAUGGAUGGAGACCUUUCUGAUGAUUCACGCUGGUGGCCGACUGGAAGCAGCACCGAAUGGUCUGUUGUAUUUGACUUGCGGCAGAGCGACAGCCUAGCUGUGCUGGAUACAUGUGGCGUUGUUUCCUCCUCUCACCUACGUGGCUCCGUAACGGCGCUGGCAAGUCCAGCAUCUUUCCCAACAUACGGAAGCACUCUAUUGACCAUUGCCGGUGGCCUGUAUAGGCUGUGCUGGUGCAGCCGUGGCUUCGACUGCAGCUUGCCCACUGCAUUUGCCGUUGAUGUCGGGGCCCUUUGGCUUUUGGGUCCGGAGCCUCUGUCGCAGCACCGGACAUGUGUCUCAGGUCAGCCCUGUGUCAUCGAGGAUAUCAGUGUGCAGGAGGCAUCAGGGGUGCUGCAAGUUCUGGACACAUGUGGCCAGGGCUUCUCAUACUCACACCUGUACGGCUGGUCGGGCACCUUUGCCCAGUGGAACGAGACCGGCUCUGUGCUCCCCAGACUUGUGCUGGACACAGGCACAGGGUUUUUGACAACAGCAGGCGGCGAAUUUCGGUUGUGUUGGUGCACAUCGCUUGCAACAUGUGAUCAUCCAGACGACAUGCGAGUGGACGUUGGUUCCUUCGUAGUUGUGGGUGUGAGCCCACUCACGCAGGAUCGCACUUGUGUCAGUGGUCAGACAUGCUCCUUUGACGGAAUCACUGGCCGUUACUUGACAUCAUCCGACCAGCUUCUUGUCCUUGAUACUUGUGGCCAAGCGGUGCCUUCCGAGUUUCUUCCGAGCAUCACUCUGGCUGUUGCGACUUCCGAUCCGACAGCAACGUGGCCUUACCAGACCCUUCGGGCAACCACGACACCAGAGAUUGUUAUUGGCCAAGGAGGACAGUACCGGAUUUGUUGGUGCGGUGGCGGAUUCAAGUGCACUUCAACACAAGACUACCGUACAGAUGUAGGUCGCUUCAGCAUCGUCGGGCCAUAUCAGCUGCAGUCUCGAACAUGUGUGAGUGGACAGCUAUGCAGUCUGGGCGGCAUUCAGGGCAAUCUUCUAUCAUCUUCAGACAGUUUGCUGGUGCUCGACACUUGCGGAAUUCAGGCAUCCGUACCUCGCCUUCCCGCCUCUGGACGCAUGGAGGUGUCGCUGACAUGCCAGUGUGCUGCAGCAACGGGUGACUCUGACAUGGAUGGCGUUUCAGACUGCUUGGAUGAGUGCCCUUUCGAUCCGAACAGGACUGUCGUAGGGGUUUGUGGGUGCGGUGUUGAUGAUGUGGACUCCGACCUCGAUGGCGUGCCUGACUGUCUUGACCAUUGUCCACAAGAUUCCAGCAAGUCCAAGUCAACAGGCCUUUGUGGGUGCAACGUGCCGGAGACAGAUUCCGAUUUGGACGGGCUUCCAGACUGCCUAGACCUAUGUCCUCUUGAUGCAAACAAGCAAAGACCUGGGAUCUGCCCUGGGAACGAGUGGCUGAAGAUGGAGAGCAUGGCAACGCACCAGUCCUCAACUCAACUAAGCAAAAUGUCCCAUCUGGCUGUGGAUGCAUCCACGAGUGCGAACUUCUACCAUGGCAGCUGCACCCUGACGACCGCCGAAAGCAACCCAUGGUGGUAUGUGGACCUGGGAUUUCAGUUUGACGUGGAAAUGGUGAGGGUUACGCCGCGCACCGACUGCUGCGACACCAGCCUCGUGGGCGUCGACAUAUGGGUGACUUCCAUUAGCCUCUUGCCCAGUGCCCUGACAUACAGCGAUGGGGUGUGGUGUGCAAGCAUCACGCAGCAGCCUGCUCUCCCAGCACUGGGCGAAGAGGCGCCUGUCAUUGACGUGUCGUGUCAGGCCCAGGGUCAAUUGAUCUGGCUGGUAUUGCCAAGCACCGCCGAGCUCUCAAUCUGUGAUGUCAAGGUCUUUGCUGAGCCAGCGGUAAGCAACUCCUCAAAGUUCCCCGGGAUCAGUGGCACACACUACGAGUCAACCAGCAAUUGCUUGGCCUCUGGUUUGGGCAGUGCCUGUGGUUGUGGACUCCUGGACACAGACACGGAUGGGGAUGGAGCUCCCGACUGCAUCGACCAGUGUCCAAACGAUCCUUUGAAGUCGCUUCUCGGGGUAUGCGGAUGCGGUGAACCCGAGGACGACAGCGAUGGGGAUGGCACGCUGGACUGCAUCGACCAAUGCCCCUUAGAUCCUUUGAAGACCAGGGCCGGCAUUUGUGGAUGUGGCGUGGCGGAAACCGACGAUGAUUCAGACGGCACUCCGAAUUGCAACGAUAACUGCCCUUGGUUACAGGACUCGCUUGGCCCAGGAAGCAUUCCCUGCGGCUUCAUUACUGGAUUGGACUCCGAUAACGAUGGUACACUCGACUACCAAGACCUAUGCCCUUAUGCAACUUGUCUUUGA
Messenger RNA from Symbiodinium natans, 29934 nucleotides. The record is from the annotation of a GenBank genome assembly. NCBI's taxonomy places the organism in Eukaryota, Dinophyceae, Suessiales, Symbiodiniaceae.